Mya arenaria is the source of this 1744-nucleotide messenger RNA. RefSeq names its product dolichyl-diphosphooligosaccharide--protein glycosyltransferase 48 kDa subunit-like. The record is from RefSeq and is a predicted model, not a curated record. Gene Ontology annotation, cellular component: oligosaccharyltransferase complex; endoplasmic reticulum membrane. The transcript is spliced from 8 exons. Lineage: Eukaryota; Metazoa; Mollusca; Bivalvia; Myida; Myidae. Bases 38 to 1345 code for a protein of 435 amino acids.
AAAUUCUUCCGCACUUCCUGUGUGUCGAGUUGGCAAAAUGGCCAGACUUUUUCUUGCCGGUCUUCUGUUUUCUACAGUUUUGCUUGCAUUUUGCAAUGCAAAUAAAAAGACUUUAGUUCUCCUUGAUAACUGGUCAUUGAGAGAGACGCAUUCCAUAUUCUUUCGUUCCCUACGAGAUGAAGGCUAUGAGCUAUCCUUUAAGGCAGCUGAUGAUGCUGGUUUAAGCCUGUCCAAGUAUGGAGAAUUCCUCUAUUCCAACCUUGUUAUCUUUGCCCCAUCUGUGGAGGAGUUUGGAGGAGGCCUGGAUGUGUCAGCAAUCACCAACUUCAUUGACAAUGGUGGAAAUGUGAUGGUUGCUGCCAGCUCGGCUGUAGGUGAUCCUCUACGGGAACUUGCCACAGAGUGCGGCCUAGAGUUUGAUGAUGAAAACACCGCUGUCAUUGACCACCUCAACUAUGAUGUCUCUGAUGAGGGCAAGCAUACAACCAUUGUGGCAGACUCUGAGUACCUUCUGGAUGCCCCAAUCAUUGUGGGCAAGAAGUCCCCCGCCCCAUACCUUUUCAAGGGUGUUGGGAUGGUAGCUGACCCUGAUAAUCCGCUGGUUCUGCCACUUCUUCAUGCCUCCUCAAAUGCAUACAGCUACCAGCCGGACUUGCCAGUGGAUGAUUACCCACUUGCCGUGGGAACUAACACCCUGCUAGUAGCCGCUCUCCAGGCCCGUAACAACGCCAGGGUUGUGUUUGUGGGCUCCCUGGACUUUUUUAGUGACGAAUUUUUCUCCUCUUCUGUGCAGAAGGCACAAGGUGGCAAGAAGUACGGGAAGGCAGGAAACCAGGAACUGGCUCUCAAUCUGGCCAACUGGGUGUUCAGGUCCCGUGGAGUGUUAAGAGUGGGUGAGGUGAAACACCACAAACAAGGGGAGAAGGAACCACCACAGGCAUACACCAUCUUUGACAUGGUGGAUUACUCCAUUGAGAUUGAGGAGCUGAAGGAUGACAAAUGGCAGCCAUUUAAUGGCAAGGACGUGCAGCUGGAGUUUGUCCGUAUCGACCCAUUUGUCCGCACAACCCUGGGAAACAAGAACGGCAAGUUCCACACGACAUUCAAGCUGCCAGACGUGUACGGCGUGUAUCAGUUCCGGGUGGAUUACAACAGGAUGGGAUACACACAUUUGUUCAGCACUACUCAGGUGUCGGUGCGCCCCCUGGAGCACACGCAGUAUGAGCGCUUCAUCCCGACGGCCUACCCAUAUUAUGUCAGUGCCUUCUCCAUGAUGGUGGGCGUCUGCUUGUUCAGUAUUGUAUUCCUACACUUCAAGGAGGAGAGUAAAGAAAAACGAGACUAGUGCUACACCAUUUCCUAUAGCUUCAUUUACCUAAUUCAAACAUUUUUGAGCAUAUGAAUGUGGUGAUGAGUUGUUUCUGCAUCUUGAGUGACAUCAUUUUCGCUAGGUUCAUUCAAUUGGAUUUAAAAAAAAAGCUUGAGCGAUUUCAUAUUGUUCUGUAGAGUUUUAUUUAGAUAGUAUAUAAGACUAGAACACUGAUUUUACCCUGCAAAUCCAUCAAAUAAACAUGUUAAUGUCUAAGACUAAAUAUGUAUGCAGAAAUAAUUGUAAAAACAUGCUUAACAUAAAUCCAUUCUUAUUGCUGCUAUGUCUCCUACAUAACAACAACCAACAGCCAGCAUUGUCAUUAAGUUUGUGAUAUCUUGUAAUUGACGUACCAAAAUAAAUAACUGAAAUGAA